AUGGCACCAAAGGCAAGAGCAGAGUUGGUGGUUCCAUACAGACACGUACCAGCUAAAGCAAGGAAAGAUGCUGGAAAUAUCAUCUCACAAUCAUUACCAAUGGCAGCUAUGUUCAUGAAAAAUAAAAUGUUAUCUUGGGCUGCAUUAUUUUUAUCAAUCCAAAGUUAUUUGAAUGAACCUAUAAACAAAGAAGCAGAGGAUGGUGCACAACCUCCGAUUUUGAAAAUUGUAUUUGCUUUAGUUGCUGUGUUGACUUGUUACAUUGAUGUGAUUUUCCCUCAAACUAAUCCAACUAUAAAGAAAGCUGCUCAAGUUGCAACUGAAACAAUUGUUUCAACUGCAACUUAA
Molecule: messenger RNA, 348 nt
Organism: Lodderomyces pseudojiufengensis
Lineage: Eukaryota; Fungi; Ascomycota; Pichiomycetes; Serinales; Debaryomycetaceae
Exons: 1
Coding region: 1-348 (115 amino acids)
Biological process (GO): protein insertion into ER membrane
Cellular component (GO): endoplasmic reticulum membrane
Molecular function (GO): protein folding chaperone
Source: RefSeq, a predicted model, not a curated record